AUGGCUCUUGGCUCACAGCUCGAUGACUGCACAAUUGUAUGGCUAUGCCCACUAGAGGUGGAACUACGUGCGGCGAUCGCUAUGCUCGACAAGGUCUACGAAGAAAUCCCACCUAGAGCGUGGGGCCAGAACGUGGUCUAUACGGUAGGUGAGAUCGGCCCUCAUAAGGUGGCCGUCGUCGGGUAUUACCAGGAACAAGGUCUCGCCGUAUCGGGAAGCAUGGCUGCGGAGGUCGUUCGGGACCUUCCUAACCUGCAAGUGGGACUCCUUGUCGGUAUUGCUGGUGGAAUACCUUCCUCGACCAUGGAUAUGCAACUCGGGGAUGUACUGAUAGCGACACCAGAAGGUGAUCGUCCGGGUGUGGUGGGUUACGACCUCGGCAAGGCGGGGGAAGACGAUGCCUUUGAACUUAAGCAUUGGCAGAACUCGACGAAUCCUCUUCUACGUUCGGUCAUUAAUGUGGUGAGGGCGCGGGACGAACAUGAAUUCAGGAGGCACCUUCGCAUCUUGGAGAGACGACCGGAGUUUCGAAGACCAGACCAUCCUGCUCUGCCGAAAAGCAGCGGAGACACCUGGGAUCCGCAGCACGGAGUUGCGCACCCCAAGGCGCACUACGGUACCAUCCUCUCUGGGAACAGUGUGAUCAAGUCGAAGGCAAAAAGAGACCAUCUGAGAGACAGGUACGGUGGUAUAGCAGUGGAAAUGGAAGCAGCAGGAAUGAUGACAAGACUACCAGUGGCAGUGAUUCGAGGCAUCAGUGAUUUCGCUGAUUCCUCGAAGAAUAACGCCUGGCAACCGUACGCGGCGAUCACUGCAGCGGCAUAUGCCAAAGAAGUCCUGCUUCGAUUACCUUGUGUGCAUCGAGCCGACUGUGAGCGUCCGUCGGGGCAUGAUCUGCGUAAUGCUGGAUCAACACCAUUUGCAAACCGAGAUCUUCGUUUGGCACAAGCCUUACCGGAAAAAUGGGCUUUCAUAGGGAGAAAAGAGGAACUGGCAUUUCUGGAGGACCAUCUAGGCUAUCGGGCCCAACCGCCGCUGCAAAGGUGCGUCGUCAGUCUCUGGGGUCUAACUGGAGUCGGCAAAUCGCAGUUGGCGGCAAAGUUUGUGAAUCAACAGCGAUCAAAUCACCCGGAGCGUGAGAUUUUCUGGGUUAGUGGCGAAAGCAGAGACAGCUUCGAGCAGAGCGUCAUCAAUAUGCUCAAAGCUGGGAGCCAUGUAGCUUCUUCGAAGGAUGCGAGUGCGGCGAAACCGUCUCAAGAAGACCGAACAGGACUCGUCAACUCAUUUUUCGCCGAACUCAACCGCGUAGAAGAUGCAAGAUGGCUUUUGGUUGUCGAUGGGAUCAAUGGAGAACUUCGCCAGACUCCAAACGACUCGUCAUUUCUCGACAUCCCCAGCCUCGUUGGAGGUCUAAAGCGAGGUUACGUUCUUCUCACUUCAAGAAGGCGAGACAUAGUCACGAAGUAUCACCCAAUACGUGAAGUCAAAGGGCUGAAAGACGAUGAUGCUAUCAGUUUGCUCCGAUUGCAGGUCGAUCGCCAGUUGAUGGAAGAAGGGGGCGUGGAAGACUUAGCACGCUUUCUCAAGGGCUCGCCCCUAGCGCUUCGCCUUGCUGCGUCGGUCAUUUCUCGCUAUCGUUACACGGUCAAGGAUUAUUUGGAAAAUUGGAGAAGUCGUGGUUCGGACGGCGAGUUUUUUGGGGGCGCGGAUGAGACUUUAUCUCGUUCCAUCGGCUUCCUUUACCACCAGGAUCUAUGGUAUGAUCUCUGUUUUUCUGCUGUCGACGAUACCUAUCCUACGUGGCUUCAAGAUCUGGCGAGGGGACGAAAGUCAUUUCGAGAUUACUAUCCGCUGCUGGCAGAUCUAUCCUUCAUUGAGUUGACAAUUUCGACCAAGGGCCACCGGAUUUGGGAAACUCACCCGGCAAUUCAAGUCGCGGCCAGACAAAGAGCAACUGCCGACGAACAGGAGUACAUCCGUUGCGCAAUCUCUCUCGUGGCUUCUCGCGUCCCCAGGUCCUACGAGGAGAGUUCCUGGGAGACGAUGCGACGGCUAGAACCACAUGUAGAGCUUUGCUGGAGUUAUAUAAAACAAGGCAGAUGGGGACCGAACACCAACCUCACCGAGCUGGAAAGUCUAGGUCGAGUUUUCCGACAUGUCGGUCGAUACAGGGAAGCAUCACUUAUUUACCGAAUGAUAGAGAGUGGUCUCAGUUCGCAGACGCUCACUCACGACAAUGCCGAGUUCCUGGCCAACGUGCUCACCAAUCUCGGACUUGUCUACACGCGCCAGCGGGAGUUUGGGCCUGCACUACGCGCCUUCCGAAGGUCAUCCGACUUGAUGAGCGCGCUGGGUAUGCUAACCCCCGAUGCAUCAAUGUCAAUAACGUACAACAAAGCAGUGGUGUUCAUGAUGACAGAGAGGCUCGACGAGGCGGAGGCAUUGUUGCGACAAGCAGCGGCUCACUUCUCCCGACACCCAACAGACCAGCAUAUGCCUAUGAGCGAUGAUUGGAAGCGUCUAUACAUCCGAAUACUAAAUGACUUCGGCGAGGUAUCUUUGCAAAAAGGCUCCGUAGCAGCGGCGGUGGACCUCUUCCAUCAUGUCUACGACAGCCAAAAGGACUGGUUGGGUGACUUCCAUCCAACCAUCCUCUCGGUCAAGCUGAAUUUAGGGAGAGCUCUCACCAAGCUCCAUCGAUGUACCGAAGCUCAGGCCUUACUAACAGAAGUGAUUGCAGUCUAUACUGAAUGGUGGGGACGUCGCCAUCCGGAGACCAUGCGAGCAAUCGACGAGCUGGCUCUGGCAUUCAUGGAAGACGUCCAGGGCAAGCAGGCAGCAAAUAAGCUUGCUUCUUCAGAAAUGCAAAGAGCAGAAGAGCUCUGGAAAGAAGUCUUGACUUUCUAUAGGAGUAUAUAUGGAGAUUCGUCAGAUGCGACAGGCCGGAUCAAAUCGAAUCUACAGUAUCUCUGCUCUUUAAGAGAUAGAUUCAGAGCAGUCAAACUCUCCUGUUUCCACCCGUCAUCCCGUUUAUACCUUCGAGAGAACCUCCGCUACUUCUCCACUGCGCGAUUCGCGCAAUCGACCUUCCUCAACCAGUCGUUCCAAGUUCCAGUUGGAAACAAUGGACAUGUGUUCCUGAAUGUAACCUAUCCCUCCAUAGCGCCUACCCAUGGCCGACCGAGUGUGAUCAUCCGCCUGCCUUCGGGCCCGUUGUUUCAGCGAGAGGCAGAACAUGACAUGAACUUGCCCACGACUCAUCAAACACCUCGUACUUCUUUGAAUUCUGGAAACCAAGAUGGUCCCCGCUCGGAAGCUCUGGCGUCCAUCACUUCCUCGACGGUCGUAACGAUCAAUUACCGUCUAGGGGCACCAUCGACAGACCUCGCAUCGGAGUUGGCCCUCUCCGAAGACGAAGAGGAGAGGCGCCUCUCUGCGGUCAAGAAGCAGAAUGCCUCACCCUCACAAGUCUUCUACCGGUACCCUACACCCGUCCACGAUACCCUGGCCGGAUUCGACUGGGUCCAGCAGACCCUCCGACCCGCGCGCCUAGGUGUCAUCGGCACACACGUCGGUGGCUCGUUGGCGCUCAUGCUCGCCCUCACCGAAGCGCAAUCUGUUCAAGCCGUCGCCGCCCUAGAGCCUAUCUGCGAUUGGGCCGGAUUGGACGAGCACUGUCUUAUGGACGAGCAACAAGCUCACGAGGAAAAUACUGCCAGCAAGAGAACACGGGGUGCAGGAAGCCGAAUCCCCGCUGCGCAGGAUCUCGUCCCGCUCCUUGAAGCACGCGAAAAAUUCUUCACCACGGCGGAGCGCUACUUUGAUGCUUUCGCCUCGCCUGUCCUAUUCCUACGGUCGGCAGGUAAAGAUGUCCCGAGGACGUUUCCGAAGUACCGGACUGGACCGGACUAUCCGGUUCCUGUGCUUGUGUCCAAUAAGCCGGACAGACAGCCGAUUGAUGUCUGGGAUCUCGACACGCAAGACCAGGCAAUCCAUCCGCAGAAUGACAUCUACGACUCCUCGGAGACAGAUCUACCACGAGUUCCAGAGUCAAAGUCCACGGUCGACCCCGUCGAUGCAACCAUCCAGGGCCGCACCAUCCGCCGCCGCAAGGCACUCUCGCGCUGGCCCCCGUACGGCUUGGACUAUGGUUCGAGCGCCUCCCCUCACUACCACAUGCACAACUACGGGAUCAAACGGCUCGAGAUGGCCCUCCCGAAAACCCGUCUCUUCGUCCGCGCCCGCGAGGACGAACAUGCUGACCCUGCCCCUGCCCCUGCGCCAGACGGGAAACGGCAGCACCCCCGGAACCCGAGGAAGACACCGCGGCGCUCAGUCCUGGCGCAGCAGGCCGAGGAGAUGGUCGAUCUCAUGCGCAGGGCAUGUUUCUGGGGCCGGGAAAAGGGUUACGGGGAGAGCAGAGUCACGCUGUCGCAGGUGGCGUCCGCAUCCGCAAAAUGGCCUGUCUCUGGCGAGGAGGACGCGGGGAGAUGGCUGGGUGAGACUUUGUUUUCGGGAGAUUCCGAUGCUGGAUAG
Aspergillus thermomutatus is the source of this 4536-nucleotide messenger RNA. RefSeq lists its product as uncharacterized. The transcript has 6 exons. Bases 1 to 4536 code for a protein of 1511 amino acids. The record is from RefSeq and is a predicted model, not a curated record. Gene Ontology annotation, molecular function: ADP binding; protein binding; catalytic activity. Gene Ontology annotation, biological process: nucleoside metabolic process. NCBI's taxonomy places the organism in Eukaryota, Fungi, Ascomycota, Eurotiomycetes, Eurotiales, Aspergillaceae.